CAACAGCAGAACAGUUUCACUUCACUGGUUCUGAGGGACGGACUCAGCUCUUCUUCUCCUUCUGCUUCUUCUGUCUUCGUCUCCGUCCUCGGGGUCAUGGACAGUCUGGAGAAGCAGCUCAUCUGUCCCAUCUGUCUGGAGAUGUUCACCAAGCCAGUGGUCAUUCUGCCCUGUCAACACAACCUCUGCCGUAAGUGUGCCAACGACGUCUUUCAGGCGUCCAAUCCCUACCUGUCGUCCAGGAGUGGCUCCACGGUGAGCUCAGGUGGACGGUUCCGCUGCCCGUCCUGCAGACAUGAGGUGGUUCUGGACCGACAUGGAGUCUACGGCCUGCAGAGGAACCUGCUGGUGGAGAACAUCAUCGACAUGUACAAGCAGGGGAGCACCAGUAAGCCGGUCCCAGAGGUGAAGGUGGACCAGCCCAUGUGUGAGGAUCAUGAUGAUGAGAAGAUCAACAUCUACUGCGUCUCUUGCAGUGUUCCCACCUGUUCCCUCUGUAAGGUGUUUGGAGCUCACAAGGACUGUGAGGUCGCCCCGAUCAACGACAUCUUCCAGCAGCAGAAGGUGGAGCUCACAGAUUGUGUGUCGCUGCUGGUUGGGAACAAUGAGAGGGUUCAGGCGAUCAUCAGUCAGUUGGAGGAAACCUGCAGAGCCGUAGACGAAAACGGUCGCCGACAGAAGUCGAAGGUGUGCGAGACAUUCGAUCACCUGUUUGCCGUGCUGGAGGAGAAGAAAGGUGAGCUGACGCUGAGGAUCAACAGUGAGCAGCAGGAGAAGCUGGACUACAUCCGUGGUCUGACCAGGAAGUACACGGAGCAUCUGGACGGCACCGCCAAGCUGCUGGAGACCUGCAUCCAGACGUUGGACCAAUCAGAGAUGGCUGUGUUCCUGCAGGCAGCAAAACCUCUACUGCAGAAGAUUGUGGAGGGAACCGACACGUCUCAUCUGGAUAAGGUUCAGCCCGGCUAUGAGAACAUGGAGCACUUCAUGGCAAACUUUGAGCAUCAGAGGAGAGCGCUGAGCAUCAUCGACUUCAUCAAACUUGAUGAAGAUGAUGAUGAUGAUGAUGAAGACGAGGUCAAUGUCAGAGCACCAACAGGAAGUCAAGCUGAGUCACAGCAGCACUUUACACCUGCAGGACUCUCAGCCAAUCAGCAGUCUCAUCUGUCACCUGUCCUCUCAGCCCCGCCCCCCCAGCGACCCACAGAGACCCCGCCCAUCUCUGUCUCACAGACAAAGAGCCACGCCCCUUUGUCAUCAUCAUCCACACAUGCCCCGCCCCCAAUUCCUCUGCCCACCGCCAGCUUCGCCCCCCAGUCGGAGCAGCAGAGUGAGUCAGAGGAUGGACCCAAACACGUCUUCUCCUUCAGCUGGCUCAACCAGAAAUAAGACCUGGACCUGGACCUGGACCAGUCUGACCUGGUUCUAUCUGGAGGAUGUUUUUUGAAAUUCUGAAAAAUUUUGCUUUUUAAAUAUAAACUCUGAGAAAUUUUCACUUUUGGAAAUAAAUUAUUGUUUUGUUAUGAA
Amphiprion ocellaris (clown anemonefish) is the source of this 1527-nucleotide messenger RNA. Its product is annotated as E3 ubiquitin-protein ligase TRIM63-like. The record is from RefSeq and is a predicted model, not a curated record. Bases 97 to 1389 code for a protein of 430 amino acids. Gene Ontology annotation, molecular function: zinc ion binding. Lineage: Eukaryota; Metazoa; Chordata; Actinopteri; Pomacentridae. The transcript has 9 exons.